This is a messenger RNA of Mytilus californianus (California mussel), 1581 nucleotides long. Its product is annotated as dolichyl pyrophosphate Man9GlcNAc2 alpha-1,3-glucosyltransferase-like. Gene Ontology annotation, molecular function: dolichyl pyrophosphate Man9GlcNAc2 alpha-1,3-glucosyltransferase activity. Bases 69 to 1547 code for a protein of 492 amino acids. The record is from RefSeq and is a predicted model, not a curated record. NCBI's taxonomy places the organism in Eukaryota, Metazoa, Mollusca, Bivalvia, Mytilida, Mytilidae. The transcript is spliced from 14 exons. Gene Ontology annotation, biological process: protein N-linked glycosylation. Gene Ontology annotation, cellular component: endoplasmic reticulum membrane.
GUUUCACAAAUACAUCUUUAUCACACAAAAUAAGGCAAAAAUUUGACACCGAGUAAAUUUCGUGGCAGAUGCCCGACAGAAUGAAUAAUAUCGUUUAUGUUGCCCUUGUGUCUUUAUAUGCUAUUUUUGUAAGAUGGUGCAUUUCCUUAAACACAUACUCAGGAGCUGGAAAGAAACCAAUGUUUGGUGACUACGAAGCACAAAGGCAUUGGAUGGAGAUUUCAUACAAUUUACCGGUUCAUUCGUGGUAUACCAAUUCAAGUGUGAAUAAUUUGUUGUACUGGGGACUGGAUUAUCCCCCUUUAACUGCAUAUCAUAGUUGGAUUUGUGGUUUUUUGUCACAAAAGAUAAAUCCGGAAUGGGUGAAGUUGAAUACUUCACAAGGAUAUGAGAGUUAUGAACACAAAUUAUUCAUGAGAUAUACAGUGCUUUUUGCAGAUGUUGUUAUAUUUUUUCCAGUGAUAUUUCUGAUCUUUAAACAGAUGAAAAUUGGUGAGACUCAAAUGAUAAAGGCAGCUAUGUUGACACUGAUGUAUCCAGGAUUGAUUCUAAUAGACCAUGGUCAUUUCCAAUACAAUUGCAUUAGCUUAGGUUUAAUGUUAUUUGGUGUUCUGUUUUUAAGCCAAGGUCGAGACCUCCUAGGAUCUAUAGCAUUUUGUUUGGCCUUGAACUAUAAACAGAUGGGACUUUACCAUGCUCUCCCAUUCUUUUGUUAUUUACUUGGAAUUUGUUUCCAAAGUCAGAAUCAAAAUGGAUUUUUCAGAUUAAUUAAAAUAGGAUUGGCUGUUAUUACAACAUUUGUUCUGUGUUGGCUGCCAUUUUUAUCCAGUGUAGAAUCAGCUGUACAAGUAUUACACAGACUAUUUCCCUUUGCCAGAGGUUUAUAUGAAGAUAAAGUUGCCAAUGUGUGGUGUACAUUGUCACUUGUAAUAAAGCUUAAAAAUAUAUUGACAACAGAUCAAAUAAUCCUUUUGUGUUUAGUAUCAACAUUAGUAAUAUUACUACCAUUAUCUUUGGAUCUGUUAAUAAGACCUAGUAUUCAAAGAUUUAAAUUAGCUUUAAUAAAUUCAUCUUUAGUCUUUUUCCUGUUUUCUUUUCAAGUCCAUGAGAAAAGUAUAUUAAUUCCUGCCAUAGUUGUAUGUCUGCAGAUAAAUAAAGAAUCAUUUUGGUGUGUAUGGUUUGGAGUAUUGUCAACAUUCAGCAUGUUACCACUUCUUAUAAAAGAUGGUUUGACAACAGCUUUUAUUGGAUGCACACUGUUGUAUUUAAUUUUGUCAUUAACAUUGUAUGACCUUGUUCAGUACACUGGAUGGAAAAAGUCUCUACAAAAAAUAACGUUUUCAAUGUCUUUACUUGGAAUGGCUGUUUUAACCAUAGGGAGUUUGACAGUAAAACCACCGGUUCAUCUGCCUGACUUGUUUCCAGUUCUAGUCUCAGCAUAUUCUUGUGUUCAUUUUGUGAUUUUUUUAAUUUAUUUUCAUUAUAGACAGUUAACACUUGCAAAUGACAGAGUAGACGAAGUUGUAUUGAAGAAAAAAAUGUCAUAAAACAAUUUUAUAUAAUUAAAUUUGCUGUAUUUAA